Messenger RNA from Chara braunii, 4120 nucleotides. NCBI's taxonomy places the organism in Eukaryota, Viridiplantae, Streptophyta, Charophyceae, Charales, Characeae. The record is from the annotation of a GenBank genome assembly.
CAAAGACCACAUCCACAAGCGCUGGGCCAUCAGCAAUCUACUUCUCCGUAUUUCCAUACAAGGGAAACACAAUGGUUUUUGGACUUCGUUGUUCAGGAGAACCUUGUUGGGCCAGCUGUUUUCAUGCGACCCACUUGCGUUCCUGAAGCUGAGGGAGCGGACAACGUUCCUCUCGGUACCAUCGUCGCAUUCGGCAAGAUUGCUGGAGGUUUGCUCAAGCUGCACACUAACGGUGUGUACGACCACUGCAGAAUGUCUUUCAGAGGUGUUAAGGGUGUUAUAGUGCCCAUCAAGAGUUUCGCGGGGUACGGCUCGUCCUCACUUCAAAGGGCUUUACGAUGGCUGCUGCAAGCGUCUUCCACCUCUAGUGCAAUACCUCGAUCUCGCGCUGAAGGUGCCGAAAGAGCGUCUAGUUCUUCUGCGAGAGUAUGUUUUCCGGCUUCUGCCAGCCCAUUGAGGGGUCGUCCGGCUUGGCUCAAGAAACUCCUGAGACGCCAGUGGGGCGAGGGAGUGCGAUUCACAACACUGAGGGUCGGGGCAAGGGGCACGCGCGCAGCAUUCACACGCAGGUCGGACCGGAUGCUCCUGGGAGCACACUUGCAUUCUCCAGAUGCAGGGACUCACCGGGCCGGCACUCCGAAAAUCCUAAAUGUCCGCUGCCAGGGCGACACGUAUUCGCUUCGAGAUGGAACGAGAAGAGAAUUCGGCAGAUCGGGGCAAGAGGUUGGAUGGAAUGAGGUUGAAGGGAUGGGCGCUGUGCGUGAAAGCUCUGGCGGGGAGCCGACUUGUUCGGAGAAGAAGCGCGAGCGACAGAGGAUGGUGCGAGCGGAGGUGGCGGAGGAAACCCGCCGCAUGAAGAGGAUGAAAGGACAUUCGGAGUCGGUGAUGGGCGGGGAUGGAGGUGAGGUCGGAGAACGUGCCUCGGGAAAGAGGGCGCCUGCGAUGCCAGGCGGACAAGAACAUGGAGUCGAAAAGAGGCUGUCGAAGGAAGAGGGUGGGACGACAAGUAAGAAAGCGAGGAGGCCCGACGGUUUGACCAUCCGCGAGGGACAAGCUAUGGGUGUAGGAGAUUCGGCUCAUCCAGGCGCUGCCGCCGUGAGAGAACCUUCGGAGGAAUCCAAAAGGAAACUGGCAGUCGAAGAAGACGAUGGCCAAAAGAAACCUCGGAGGAGGAAGACUGCUGAGGCGGCGAGCGGUGGCGAACGGGCUGUCGGUAGGCAGUUCGACGAAGUGGCAGCGUUCUGGCUCGAAUACGAGCGGAACGACGACGGUGAGAUCGUGGAGAAGGAGCUCCCCAUUCAACUGCUCAUCGAGCCCAGGAAGCCGGUGGCGCGUAGGCCGGAGAAAGCUGAGAGGGUUUACAAAGAUGUUUUCAAGUCCGAGGACAAGGACAAGUACUUCUAUUACCCUGUCAACGGACAACACACCGUGGUUGCUGUGAAGGAGUUGGAGGGUGAGCCAAUAUUCGACUUGUGGAAGAUGCACUCGUGGCCGGCGAGAGUUGUCUGGUUCUCCAACGAGGAAUUCGCGGGGUAUUUGCAGGCCAGUCUCAAGGAGAACACGAGACACAAGAUGUCUAAGCAGCGUGCGCAGAAGGCCGCGUUCGAGGACAUGCGGGAGGAAUGGGAGAACAAUGGAAGGCCGCUGGCCAUUCAAGGGAACCCUUCCGGCAAGGAGGCCGAGAAAACAACGUUUUUCGAAUUCCAAAAGCUGCUUUUGGGAAAGAGUCCGAACGACGCUCACUGGACGAUGGCAACCAAAUCGGCAACGCUAGUCGACAAGGACCAUGUCGCUACCAUUGGCAAUGCAUUGAGGCAGUGGAUGCCGCUCGUGACGGCCGGUGAUGAAGUUUUUCGCAAAGGGAUGGAGUUCUACGACAAAUGGACGGAGGGGAAGUUGUUGGGCGGCGACGGGAAGACGCCAUUGUCGAAGCCGCAUGCCGGACAAAUUUCCGGUCUCGCCGACAUGACCGAUUUCGAGAAACUGUCGAUCCUCGACGACAUUCUCGCACUAAGGGGAGUGUUCGUGCAAUCGGCGGGCGGGCAUCUGAAACGUCAACGUAAGCCUGGAAUUAAAGACAUGGUCGCGGCGAGGAAAGUGGACCGCAUGAUGGUCCGCAUGUUCCACUACAUCUUGUUCCUCGAAACGGAGGAGGACGAAGGGGGUGCGGUGGAGUACGUGAACACUUGCAAACGCACCCUUCCGCACGAGAAGGAGUCCCUCGACGACACCAGGAAAAUGUACGAGGAUGACAGGUUCCCGAAAUCUUUCGAAAAGUCCGUCCGUUCCAUCUUACGACGGACGGAAGAAGAAGUUCGAGACACGAUUAGGGUCAGCGGGGAUGUGAGGCACAUCAAAUGGGAGAAGCACGAGCGGGUGACCAGCCUUAUUCCUUUUUGUUGCAUGCCUUCCCAAGCUCACAGUCGUCUCACUGAGAUCCGCGAGAUUGUGCGACAUUACGUGUGCAACUUGUACGUCCUCGAUUUGUGUUAUCCCACACUCCUCACAGAGUGGCGAGAAGACGAUUUCGCUAACUUGCAAGGCGUUCUCCAAACACUGUGGCCAACGCACUGGGCACUUGUGGUCUUUUUCCCCUCUCGUUGGGAGCUCAGUUUCUUGAAAGGCAUGGCCAGGCUUAGCAUCCAUCACGUCAGGAUAGGGAAGUGGGUGCGCCAUGCACAAAGGCCGGCCACUAUCCGGGAAGGCAAUAUGCUGGUUGAGGAGUGUGAUCGCCUGUACGUGAUUUUCAAUGGCGAGAACCUGGCAGACAACACAGCCGCAGUCUUUCCGGCCAGUAGCCCGACAAAGGCUCCCCGUGCUCAUGGUCCAAGUCCGGGCAAACACGCGGUGGCGGCCCGCUCGAAAGCUGUCUGUUCGUCGGACCCAUCAGGACAGGCUGUGGCGUGUUUCAACGUGGUGGACGACGACAGGUUCCCUCGCAGCCUGUGGGAGGACGGCGGCGUGACUAGUGUUCGUGGACCUGCUUACGGGGACAUGGAGCGGAACCCGUCCCAUCUACUUGGUCUAAUCGAAAACUUUUGCAGAGAUGGGCAAACUGUUUUUUUCAUUGGGAAGGCGCAUGUGUCUGUCGUGUGGGAGCUCCUGUGCAACGGUCGAAACUUAGUCGCGUUGGAGGACAAGGCGAACAUGAUCGAUUACCUUCACGAGUUCGUGAAGACACCCGAGGCAGACCCUCGCAAUUACUGCUCUUUUGUCCAGACCACUGGCGAACGGAACUGGGAUACCAAACGUGACAUGUAUUGGAAAUUGUCGGGGAACAAAAGGACGGAGGUUUGGGACUUCCUUUUCCAACCCGGACCGCCUGCUCAGACCGACCUCGAAUAUAGUCGACGGAGAAACCUGGUGUUCGCUGUGUUGAAUGGGUACCACGAUGCACCCAGGGAGUCUGUCUCGAAUUUCCUGAGAAGGUUGGAGCACGUUUACUUCUUGAUGGUCGAACCGCUCACCCUCGAAAACUACAAGGCGCAUUUUGACGAGGAGGACCCUUUCGACGCUGAAGACAUGGAGGAGCUGAGCGACUCUGAAACCUUCGAUUUCGAGUCCAUGCCACUUCCUCGGAUGGUUGGACAGGUUGGUGAUGAAGGGGAAGGUGGUCCUCAGAGAUAUAGCACGUCCCCUGCCGGCUUGAAGCGUGUGUUUGGGCGCGAAAGAGUCGACGACCAAUCGUCUGAUGACGGGGAGGAAGAGAGAGACUAUGAUUACGAACCUUGUGACAAGCUCCCUGGGGACCAUGAUACCUGGGAGAAUGACAGACUCUUCUUCUUCGGCAAACAUCACCGGUUCACGUCGGAGGAUGUCUGGGGACACAACGUCGUCUGGCACCCGAGGAUAUUCCAACCUGCUGUGAAGAAUGGGAAGUGGGUCAUGGCAAUAAAGGAAGUCGAUGGCAAGUGGAGUGGAAUGAACAGACAGGGGGCGGGUCCAUUUAAGAAAAAGGCAAGAGGUGCUCUGGUGGAGCAUUUGAGGGUUAUGAACCCCGACAGGAGCCUGCCGGACGUCGAUGCGUAUGCAGUCCAAAAGCUAGAUGAGUUGUAGCAAUUUUUUAAGGUUUCUUCAUUUGGAGGAACCUGUCAUCUUUACUCGUAGGACUUUCGGCAGC